AAAAACAUGGAAAAGAAAUCUAAAAAAUGUCUUGAAAAGUUGUUUCUCCCCUCUCACAGCAUCAAAAUAAUGUCAUACUUCGGCUAUGCUCAUGAGGUUUUCUUCUUAAUGGUCCGCCUUAGCAGAAAAACUAGCGCUAUCAUCAAAAAGCACGAGUUGAUCUUCAUCCAAUAUUUAGAAAAGAAAGUCAGAACAAUUAAUAGCUCUUCAAUGUGUCAGUUGGAAAAAUUUUCAGAGAAGUAUAUGAGGUUUUACCAGCUUGACAUCAGACUGAUGAAUAAUAAAUAUACUGCUAGAGUCAGAAAAGUCUUAGAAAAACUCAUCAGUUUUGAAAAUGAACUCCCAGAGAUUAAACAAUUCAGAAAUAAUCAGAAAAAGCUUAAAUCUCUAAAAGCUAAACUUGAAAAAGAGAGAACAGGAACUAGAAAAAUGCCUAAGUUAAAGGUUAAAUGGAAAGAGGAGGUUAGAGACCUUGAAAAACAACUUAGUGCUUUUCAAAAUUCUGCAAAGCCUUCAUAUUACAACCCUGGAAAGAUUAGUAUCGCUGUAUCAAACUACAAAUCAAUCCUGAAUCUUAUUCACCAGAAUAAGCCAGAUUUGGUCAAAUAUCCAUAUGAUAAGAAGGUUGAAGUUAGUGGGACUCAACGCUAUCUUCCUUUAAUGUCAAAUGUUAGUUUCUCUCUAGGAGUCAACAGAGGAAUAGCGACAGAUAAUGAACUUACUGAGCAACCUGAGGAUUCAAAUAAUCCUAGCAAAACUAUUUUCCAAAAAGCAAAGAUUACAAUCAAUGAAGUCGAACAUUUUGAUCUUUUCGUUCCCAAAGUAAAGAGAUCUGCCAAAGUUAUAUCCUUAGAUAUAAGAGCGAAAAAUAGACUCAUGUGAUUCUGUGAUGCAUUAAGUUCAAGUGAUAAGCUAUUCGAAGCUACUGAUAUUUUAAAACUAUCCUUGGAAAUGAAUUGAAAUCCCUUUACCAGAAAUCAAUUUAUCAAAAAGACAUUCUUCAAAUCUCUAAACUACAUCCCCGCUCCAAAUCUGAAGAAAAUCUGUUUCUUAAAAAUCCAGUCUCAGUUCAUUUUCGAAUUCCUCAGCCAGUGUAAUAGCAAAGGGCUAAGAUGUCUCCAAUCGAACUAUCCUGAACUAGAAACGAUAAGUUUUAACUUAAACGAAGUGCGUUCCUCUAGUAUUGAGGAUUUAUUAAAGACAUCAAAUGAGUUAGCUAGCAUCCCAGAUGACACAAUUAGAUUCGAGCACAAAGUUAUCUUAGUCAAUCUGACAGGUUCCAAAAGUAUCUUUGAAAUAACUACCAAUUCUUCUUGUUCGUUUGAAACAAAUUGCUUAAUGAGAGUAACAAAGGACAAUUUCCUCUUUGGAAAUGUGUGGUCCAUGACUAUUUCCAAGCUUACCCAGUGCAAGUCCCUCAGCUUACAAAUCUUGAGAGAGAACUACCCCAACGAGUAUGGGUACAUAGCUUCAGAUAAGUCCCCUGUCAAGACCAAGGGAAGUUAUGCAAUUUUACCAAGAAGCUGCAUCAGAAACCUGAUAUACGUACCCAAAAACUCAAAUUAACGGUUCUUUAAAUUGACUCUAAAAUUUG
Messenger RNA from Moneuplotes crassus, 1594 nucleotides. The record is from the annotation of a GenBank genome assembly. NCBI's taxonomy places the organism in Eukaryota, Ciliophora, Spirotrichea, Euplotida, Euplotidae.